UCGGCAGAACUCAUACGGGUGGUUCUGUAAUUCAGGUAGUGCUCGUAAUUGCACUGUGUAAAUGUUUAAUUUAAUAGUGAUAGUUCAUUUGCCUUUGAAAGUGUUAUAUACAAGUUAAGAGAUUUAUUAGAAUACUUACAAACGAUAUUCAAUGUGAGUUCUGUGCUUUCACAAGAAUUGCAGUACUUUCCUCUGGUUGGAAACAAGAAUUCAGUCAUGGCUACUGUUGGAAGUGGUCGCAAAAGAGUUACUGAAAAAUUGUAUUUUACUGAAGAUCAAUCUCUAGAUCACAUUGCUUAUGAGGCAGAAGCCAGACUAGCAGCUCGAAGGCAAGCUCGUGCAGAGGCCAGAGAAAUCCGAAUGCGAGAGUUACAAAAACAACAACAGGAGGCAGAUCAACAAAGUGAUAAAUAUUAUGAUUUGCCCAGUGAUCCUGUACGAGGGAGGCCUGGCCGAGAGGGAAGAUCAUCAUCUUUUAUUUCCAGUACAUAUUCCUAUACAAGUUCGAGACGGAGCAGCGAAGAUUCCACAGACGCUGUUGAUAAUUCUAGAGAAUUAAGACAUCAGUUACAAGACAUAGAAGAAAAAUUCAAAAAGGCCAUGGUUAGUAAUGCCCAGCUGGACAAUGAGAAAUCCUCUCUCAGCUAUAAUGUUGAAACCUUAAAAGAUGAAAUAGAAGAACUGGAAGAAAAUUUAGCUCAGAUAAGGAAAGAUUACAAAGAGAAAUCAAGGGCAUACGAUCAGCUAACUAGGGAUUCUAAAGAAGUAAAAGAAGAAAUUGUAUUUUUAAAAGAAAGCUUAAGACGAAGAGAUGAUUUAAUAGAGCAACAUGGGCUGAUUUUGGUGGGAGGAGAAGAAACUGUAAUGAAUGGAGAUGAUAAUUGUAGCAGUUCCAGAAGCACUCCAGACAGUUCAGCUCAGAAAACUGAGAACAAAUCUAUUUUGGUUUCUCAAGAAGUUGCUCAUCUUUUAGGAAAUACUGGAGAAGGUUCAUUAGAUCUACUAUUAAAACAGUUUGCAGAAGAAAGAGUAGAGCUAGUAGACAAAAUACAUAGGUUGAAACUUGAUUUGGAAGAAGAAAAGCAAAAAACAGCCAAGUUGGAGCAGUUAACAUUAGUACAUGAUCCACAAUCCAACGGUCCUGAAACAAACCUUCUAGAGGUUCAAAGAGAAGUAAAUAAACAAGUCAGUGACUAUAAAUUUAAACUGAAAAAAGCAGAGCAGGAAAAUUCAACAUUACAAAGUAGUGUAUCUCGUUUGGAAAGCCAAGUUAUAAGGUACAAGACAGAAGCAGAAAAUGCUGAAAAAUUAGAGGAUGAACUAAAAGCUGAAAAGAGAAAACUUCAAAGAGAAGUUCGAGAAGCUCAGACCAGAAUUGAAGAGCUUGAAACUGCAAAUGCUCAUCUUCAGAAGAGAAUGGAUAAGCUAAAAUCAACAAGAAAUGCCAUUACUAAAUGAGCCUUGAAUAUUGUUAAAAAAGAUUCAGAUGCCAGUUGUUGAUAAAUGAUUGUCAAGAAGAUUAUAUCUGUACAUACAUAAAUGAAAAUGUACUGGUUUUCUUUGUUUUCUAACUUCCCAAGAUUAUAUUAAUUUCACUGACAUCACAUCUCGGUUAUAUGUAUUCUUCAUCUUACAGUAUAUAUAUAUUUUAAAAGGAUUAAAUUUCUAUGACAGGUUUGAAUAUCUUAUGUUGUGGAAACUGUCAUGGAUUAGCAAUCAAAAAAUGCUUCAGGAAGGAAUUUCGUUUUUUUUUUAUUCCAUUCUGAGUAAUAUAAUAAGUUUGGUGCAAAUCAGAUCAGUAUAUGCAAAGAAUAAUCAAACACAUGGGGUAUUGUUUGGGGUUUGUUGUAUUAAAAGUAUUGGUUUGCUGUUGCUUCUGAUGAAAGAUGUUUUUUAUUCAUUCAUCAGUUCUAAAUUUUGAAAUGUACAUGUAUAUUAUUAAUCCAACAAUGGGCUGAGCGUGGUCUAGUACUUAGCAUGCCAUGCUGCAGACCUGAAGGCUCAAGCUGUGAUAUGCUGCUGAACACGCUCCUUACAUUUGGCUCUGUGUGUGUGUCUGUAUAUAUAUAUAUAUACACACACACACUAAUACAUAAAUGUAUGUUUAUUAAGUUUACUUAAUAUUAAAACUGGGCUUCAAUGAACCUGUUUUUGACCAUAAGUUUAUAUUUUAAAGCUGGAUAACUUUUCUCUUUCAGCUCUAAGUAUCAGAGGUGCAGUAUGCAUUCUUUUUUUUUCACCAGGAAAGUUAGCAGGUUUAGCUUUUGAAGAAGUAUUCUUAAAUAAGUGUUAAGGAUGCUUCUUGAAUUACACAGUGUGGUGCUAUUACUUUAAAAGAUUCACUACAGGUAACAUAAUAUUAAAAUUUGAGGUUAGUUUGAGCCUCCCAGAAAUUAAUCUAUCCCAAGAACCAGGUUUUGAUAAGUGUAUGUUGUGCAGACUAAACUUGUUGCAUAGUAGCUCUGAUAGGUACAUAAAUAUAAUUGAAAUGUCUUCAUAUUUUAAUUUCUGAUAAUAAGAAUAUCCUCAAUGAAUACAAUUAUUUUUAAAAUUACUUUUUAAAUGUACUUAUAGAAAUCUACAUUAGCACCUCACAAAAAUAAUUCUGCAUUCCUUAGUCAUCUGGAAGUUUAAUGCAACUCCUAGUUUUUUCAUUAGUUUUUUAUGUAUUUUCAGACAGUUUACUAUUCAUAAAAUAAACUUUAAGCAAUUUUUAUUUUUCUACUUGUGUCAUGUUAGGCUUAAUUUAGAAUAAUAUUUUUAAGACAAUUGUAUGUUGAAAUCAGUAACAUUAUGAUAGUGUUUUUUUAUUAGUAUCUAGCUUAUUCCAGUUGAUUGUUCUUAAUAUAACAAAUCUAAUGAAUCCAAACCACGUUUUUCAACAAGAAUACAAAAUUGCAGUAUUCAUAGUUACAUUUCAAACAUUCUUCCCCAUUUUUUUAUUUUUUGACUGAAAGAACAAGUUCCUACAAGUUGAGUCUCUAUGGGAGUCAGCAGUAAGUUUAUCAACUCACAAAACUGAAAUCUGGGGCUCUAUUUCCCAUGAUGGAUAAAACAAAACAUUCUACAAUUUGAAGGGUUAUUCAUUCCAAUUGAGGAAAGUUGUUGGUAGAUUUGAUUAUUUAUACAACAUUGCCAACUGUAACAGCAGUGUGUGAUAUUGUUCACAGACAAAUGAAACAAAUACUUGACAUUUUCUUCAAAGAAAUUGUAUAAACAUCUGUGUAGGUUUUGUUUUUAAAUAAUUCUAGGUGAGAGUCUUGUUAAUUUGGCAUCUGAAACAUGUUAAGUUUUUUGAAUGAAAAGGAGGACCAAGUAUAUUAAAAAUAAAAACUUGUGAUAGCUCAAACAGUAUUUUAUUUUGAACUUUUUUUUAUAAGGAAGAAGUUAGUCCUUUAUUAAACCUCUUAAAAUGGCAUUAUUUUAAUAUCAUGGGAAUUAUGCUUGAAUUUUGAUUAUGAUUUGUAAUUUCUUUUGAAAAUUAAGGUGUAAACCAUUUGAAGCUUGUCAAAUAUAAUUCAAGCACUUUGGCUCACUUAAUUAUCAACAUGUGAGUAAAGCUUAACAAAAAGUGUUUAUUUGGAUGUUAAUUUAUUAAAGUUUUUAAAAGGUUUUAACUUUGAAUCUUGCUGUAUAAAACGAAGUUGUAGAAAUUACUAUCAAUUUUGUGCCUUUGUUUUUCCUAAACUUUCCUGAUUGAAUCAUGGCUGAAUAUUGGCUUGUGAAGCAUGUGAAGUGCCAAUUGAACCAAUUUUUCUGGAUGCUGAGCCUCCGAUUAAAUAUAUACUAUGUUGUAAUUGAAUCAUUUUUAUUCAUGUGAUUAACUAGCUUGGCUCUGUAGAGCAGAGACAUUUUUAAUAAAUAAUAUGUGUAUCAUAUGUAAUUUCGUUUUUGAAACAGAGCUCUACAAUAAAUAGGGCAUCCAUUAUUGAGCUCUCAUCUAACACCAGACUGUUUAGUCAACUUGUCUAUUUAUUUAGAGAGCUUAUAAAUAAACAUUUGAAUAUUUCGUUGAUUCAUUACUUUGCCAGAAAGUCUUUGUACUUACUUGUGUAAUAUCAAGAGAUUUUAAUGUUUGUAAAUUGUUAACUUCAUUGGAGUAGUCAGAAACCUUUGGGACUGAUCUGUGCUGUAGGUAUAGAAAUUAAAUAAAUGUUUUAGAUUAAUGGAUCUUAGCUGUUUUAUUUAAGUUACAAACCUGCAAUAGUGUCAUAAUGUUUGGUUACUUCUAAUACAACUUGCAUAUUUUACAUGUUUCAUUUGAAUAAAGGUUAACAAUUGUAUCCUUACUGUACUAAAGAAAGUUAUUGUCUUCAAAGAAGAAACCGUUUUCUGUAGAGAAUUAAGUGGUGUCAACUAUGUGUAGUUCAGGUUCAUUACAAGUUAAACAUUAGAGGCAGUGCCUUUCUUGACUGUACUAGCACUAACUGUUAAAUUUGGGGAAAAUGUAUCACAAAUAAAAAUUAUUAGAUGUAUAGUUUGAAAA
Limulus polyphemus (Atlantic horseshoe crab) is the source of this 4486-nucleotide messenger RNA. Its product is annotated as leucine-rich repeat flightless-interacting protein 2-like. Gene Ontology annotation, biological process: regulation of DNA-templated transcription. Lineage: Eukaryota; Metazoa; Arthropoda; Merostomata; Xiphosura; Limulidae. The record is from RefSeq and is a predicted model, not a curated record. The transcript has 13 exons. The coding region runs from base 217 to 1458 and encodes 413 amino acids.